Messenger RNA from Exophiala aquamarina CBS 119918, 240 nucleotides. RefSeq lists its product as uncharacterized. NCBI's taxonomy places the organism in Eukaryota, Fungi, Ascomycota, Eurotiomycetes, Chaetothyriales, Herpotrichiellaceae. The coding region runs from base 1 to 240 and encodes 79 amino acids. The record is from RefSeq and is a predicted model, not a curated record. The transcript has a single exon.
AUGCAGUACCCACUGAUCAAGGACUUAGGAACUCCUACCGAGCAUCUGCCUUACGCCACAGACUUUCCAUACACCACGCGCAAGGAUUCUACUGGGUGUUUUCAGGCCGGAUAUGAUGAACCGAAGAAGUUUGGUCUCUUUGACGACACCGCUAUGGAGAAUGUUGUUAGGAAUAAUGCACUCAAGGUAUUUCCAGAAAUUUCGGAGAAGUUCAAGAAGCUCGAAGCUGCAUCUGAGUGA